AUGGGCAGGCUGUUGGUGGACCUUCGUAAUGAAUGGGGGGUGCAAGUCCUGGUUCUUUUCAGCUUCUCCCUGCAAGUUUUCCUUCUCAUGUUUGCUUCCAUCCGUCGGCACAACGUCUCCAUCCUGCCAAGAUUCUUCCUGUGGCUGGCGUACCAGCUGGCGGACUCCACUGCACUGUUCACACUGGGCCACAUGGCCAUCAGCAGCCGGUCACAGGACGAGCAGCGGCUCAUGGCGUUCUGGGCACCGUUCCUCCUGGUACAUCUUGGGGGUCAGGACACCAUCAGCGCCUACUCCUUCGAGGACAACAGGCUCUGGCUGUGCCACCUGCAGACUCUUGUGGUGCAGGUGUUAGGGGUUUCCUAUGUUCUCUACAAGUACACGCUCGGCGACGACAUCCUGCUCAUGGUGGCCGCCGUGCUCAUCUUUACGGUGGGCAUCCUCAAGUAUGGGGAGAGGAUACUGGCGCUCCGGUCCGCCAGUUUUGACAGCAUCUGGAACUCCCUUGACGAACUGGACGCCAGCUCUCGCGAAUCCAGAAGCAAUGAGCUUCUGGAUCAUGCUAUGGAUCGAAGGUUCAGGAUGGACGAGGAGACCAUUCUGAUGGGAGCCCAUGGCCUGCUGGAGGUUUGCAUGGGGUUAUUCAUCGGCAUGCAGAGAGGGCGGCGCCAGUGGCUGCGUGAAGCCAUGCGGUCUUUCCAAAUCUAUGGCCACCUCGACAAGCUGAUGGAGAUGGAGCUGUCCCUGAUGUAUGACAUCCUCUACACCAAGGCGGUUGUGAUACACACAUGGUACGGAUGCUGCAUCCGUGUCAUCGCUUUGGUGGCCACGGUGGCUGCGUUCUUGCUGUUUCAGCUCAGCAGCAGCAGCGGCAGCGACGCUGGGCAUGGGCAUGGGCACAACAGGAAAGACAUAGCCAUCACCCACGUCUUGUUGGUUGGGGCCUUGCUCCUGGAGCUGGCAUCAAUGGUGAGGGCAAUCGGAUCCACCUGGACAUGUGCCUUGCUGUAUCAGAGUGACAGGACCACAGUCACAGGGAUCGGGAUGAAAGACCAAAAUACUCAGAAAGGGCAGGAUAUGAAGGAUGACCAAAAUACUCAGAGAAGACAAGAGGCGGACCAAACUACUCUGAAAGGGAAAGAGAUGAAGGAUGACCAAAUUACUCAGAAAGAGCAGGAGAUGAAGGAUGACCAAAUUACUCAGAGAAGGCAAGAGGCAGACCAAAUUACUCAGAAAGGGAAAGAGAUGAAGGACCAAAAUACUCAGAAAGGGCAGGAUAUGAAGGAUGACCAAAUUACUCUGAGAAGGCAAGAGGCAGACCAUAUUACUCAGAAAGGGAAAGAGAUGAAGGACCAAAUUACUCAGAAAGGGCAGGAGAUGAAGGAUGACCAAAUUACUCAGAGAAAGCAAGAGUCGGACCAAAUUACUCAGGAAGGGAAAGAGAUGAAGGACCAAAUUACUCAGAAUGGGCAGGAGAUGAAGGAUGACCAAAUUACUCAAAGGCAAGAGGUGGACCAAAUUACUCAGAAAAGUAAAGAGAUGAAGGACCAAAUUACUCAGAAAAGUAAAGAGCAAGAGAUAGAGGACCAAAUUAAUCAGAAAAGACGCAAGAUAGAGUCCGAAAUUACUCAGAAAAGGCAGGAGAUGAACACUGUGGCCAAGGAAGAGGACAAACUACACGUCCAGGCAACAGAACUGGAGAAAGAUGUGAAAAAGGCGAUGGAGAACACAAACAAAAGGCUGGACCUGCUUGCCAAGGCCAUGGCGCUCGUCAAGAAUAAGCUUAACAUCAAUGACCGCCUUGCCAUCAUAUCCGUCAAAUCCUCUCUCGCUGAGCCUGCAACUGACCUCUUCGAGAGCGAGACCUCCAACAAGGUGCAGCAGCUGUCGAUGCCCUUGACUUACAACAAAGCCACUGUGCAGACAGAUGAAAGUUUCACCGCAUUGCACUGGAGGAAACAGCCAAAAAAGACCAUGAGGCUCAUAAGGGAUUGCCUCCACUCUGCUCCCAGCUCAUCCACCCCCAUCGCAAUGUCGGCCAGAAGCCAAGGCACAGCCUCCAUGACUGCGCAUUCGCCUGAUGUUGGUGGCAGCACCAAGACGCUGCAGAAGGCAUUGAUGGAUGCCAAGAAGAUAUUGGAUGACAGGCAAGGAGAGGAGAAAGACCGGCAGGGUUUCAUUAUCGUCAUUUCUGACAGUGAUGAUGACUCCAUAUGCAUGGAAAAUCUGAGCUCCAAGCACACUGUGCAUGCCUUCGGCUUCUAUGGCAUGCACAACACCAGGGCAAUGUACCACAUCGCUAGCAGCUUCAAUGGCAUCUACAAUAUCAUAAACGAUGAUCGCAAUGAGAUCACUGAAGCCUUUACAUCCUGCAUCAACAGAAUGACCUCCACCAUCGCCGUCAAUACAAAGGUUGAAAUAAUGUGCAGCCCGUCCUCCGAUGUAGCAUUGUCUACCAUUGAGUCUGGCCCAUUCAGGUAUUCCAUCUGCGGUAACAAAAAAUCAUCUUCCAUCUUGGUUGGUACCCUCAGUGCGGGCACAGUGAAGAACUUCAUCGUCUAUGUGGAUAAUGUUCAUGAGGACGACCAUGGCAAUUUCUCCAAGUGCUUCCAAGUUUGUGUCAGGUGGGUGCAUCCAUUGGACAGGGCGGAGAAGCUAUUAGAAGGUCAAGUGUUUGUUGUCAGGGACGGAAUCGACGGAUAUGAGGAGGUAAUGGAGAACACUGCCCAUGUCGAAGCGGUCCAAAUCGCCAGUAAUAUUACUGAUCCUAAUUACAGUCAAACGACUAUGGUGGCAGACAAGCUGAGUCAGAUGUGCAUCAAAUGCCCCGAGUUCACACGAUCUGCUGGUAACGGUCGCCUCACAUGGCUCUCAAGGGAGAUGAUUAAGAUUGACGAAAACAAGAACAUGGCAGUUACUAAUUCCAAUUACUAUAAAAAUAUGGUGGCAGACAGGCUGUCCUACAUCCUUUCGUGGCUAUCAUACCAGCGAUCAUACUGUUGGAUCUCUGUCCUCUAG
Miscanthus lutarioriparius is the source of this 3018-nucleotide messenger RNA. The record is from the annotation of a GenBank genome assembly. Lineage: Eukaryota; Viridiplantae; Streptophyta; Magnoliopsida; Poales; Poaceae.